Messenger RNA from Tetrahymena thermophila SB210, 2244 nucleotides. RefSeq lists its product as hypothetical. The record is from RefSeq and is a predicted model, not a curated record. The transcript has 4 exons. Lineage: Eukaryota; Ciliophora; Oligohymenophorea; Hymenostomatida; Tetrahymenidae.
AUGAGCUUCUCUGGUCCUCUUAUGUCGGAAGACUUGAAAAAAGUCUAGGAAUAGCUAGCUUAAAUAAUGAAAUAAACUAGUAAAUAGAAAGCAAAGAAAACAGAUGAUUUUAGUGAAAGUAGAUCUCAGGAUUAUCAAAAUAAUGAGGAAGAUUAGACGGAAUAAAAAUAUAAAUAAAUGAUUUCAAACAGCUAAAAUAUCCCUGAUGUAGGACUAGUUGACCAAACAUCAGAUUUGAUGCAAAACAUAAUAAAGGUCAUGAAAGACUAAGAUUUAAAUAACUAACUAUAAAUAUUGACAGAUUAAGAAAUAUCUAAGCCAAUUACAGGAUUUGAUUUGAAAAAUGUGAUAAAUAGAAUGCAUUAGGGUAUUUCUGCUGAGUAAUAAAGAAUUUAGGGAGCAAGAAAUAGUAAUGCUGAUAGUAGGAAUAUAUCAAUGUGUCAAAGCAGUAUUUUAAAUAAAAGUGCUAAUUUUGGUAAGAGUAAGAGUAAAUCGCCAGCUCUUUCCUCAAGAACAAAGGCGAUAAUAAAUAAGAAGUAAAAAAAUGGUGAAUAUAAACCUAUAUACAAAAGAUUGGAUGAAAUCAAACAGCGCCAUGAAGAAACAAUAAUGAGAACAAAAGGGAUGUAUCCCAAAGUUGAAGAGCCAAUACCAUCAUUUCAUCCAUAAAUUAAAGAGCAUAAAUUUAAAAUCAUGUAACAUAAAAACAGACAAUAAUAAAAUUGGGAUGAGUUUCUCAAAGAAAUGAAAGAUUGGGAUGAAAAAAAAAUAUCAUAAAUCAAAUAAAGGCAAGCAGAAAAAGAAAUGAAAACAAAAGAGAUACAUACUUUUCGACCAGUGAUAAACCGCUCCACUUAAAACAUACUUGAAAAAUCUCCUUCUUUGAAAAAUGAUUAUGACCCUUAAAAUAUGCAAAAUGUAGUUAGUAGACUUUAUUCUAGAAUGAAAGAAAAGAAAUAGAGAGAGGAAUAAAGACUAAAAGAAAGUUUCUCUAAUUCUCCAUUUAGACCUAAAAUAAAUUAAAACUCUGAAAAACUAUUUUUUAAAAUGUGUAAUGGAAUAAAAGUUCCUUUAGAAGAAAGGAUGAAACAAAGAACUCCAAUUAAGAAUAUAAUAGAUACAACUCCUAGAAAUUUGACACCUUAGUAAGGGAAAGUACCAAAUACCUUAGAUCCCAUCAAAGAAGUAUAACAAUCAAAUAACUAAGUGCCUUCAUUUAAAAAUCAGGGUGAGUAGCUAAAUAAAUCACUUUAGCUUUAAAACAGUAUUAUUUCUAAUAAGACACUUACAAAAGAAGGUUUUUUACAAAAUAGCUCAGGACUUAAUCAAAGCAUUCAUAUUUAAAAAAACAUAUCCAAUAAUACAAAUUAACUUUCGUUGAGCAAUUGUUCUUUUUUAAACAAUAAUAACAAUGGGAAUUUAACAAAUACUAGUAAUAUUAACAAUAUAACUAUUUAAACUCCUGAAAAUAAGAAAUCAAAUGGUCUAAACACUUCAAAAUCAAUAAUAUUAAGUAAAAAUAAAGAAAAAAACCCAAAUAAUAAAAGUAUUCUCGGAUUAUCCACGAAAGCAACAAAUGAUACUUAGAAGGAAAACAAUUAUCAUAUUUUAAUAACAGAUGGAAAUCAAAGCAGUUAAGAAGAUUUAUAAAUAAAUAGAUCUAGCAUAGUUAAAAUAAAACCAAGUAAUUCCCCUUAAAGAGCUUCAACCUCUCAGAUAGAGCAAAAUAGAUUAGCUGCUUCCAAUUAAAAAUAGAAUCAACAGAAUCUUAGCUUGUAAAAUAGUACUUCUAACCUAGUUAAUUCAAAUAAAUUAUCGCAAUCAAUCAACCUCUUAAAUUAAAAAUCUGCUUAAAAAUAAGAAGAGCAAACCUCUUCUCCAUAAAAAGCAAAUGUAAACCUCACUUACAAUAUCAGAUCCCCCAAGCUAAAUCAUUCUCCCUUGAAAAAAUCUGCUUUGAACUAUACUAUGACAGUACAGAAUAUCAAAGCAUAAACAAAUAAGCUUUCUUCAGCCAGCAAAUUUGAAGUUCUAAAUACAUAAAUCAGUCCACUCAAAGAUCUUGAUAACUAAAACGACAUUGAAUAUGGUUAAAAUUUAAAAUAUAUUAUUAACCUUCUCAAAAAAGAAGAUCCCUCCUUCUCUUAAUAAAAAAAUUCAAUAAUGCAAUCCUAACAUUAAAAUUCUUAAAGUAGUCUCCAAAUAUAGAAUAAAAUAUAAAAAUCACCACAAAAGAAAAAAUGA